UGCGAGGUGAUACACGGCACUCUUUCACUUCACCCAGAGUCCGAGGCUGUGCUCAGCCUUCCUUCCGUCUCGGGAUCACUCUGGCGGAAACGUUUGGCCACUUUUCUUGUAUAGAGAGGCAUUGGUGGUUCGUGUUGGCUCGCAUCUUGUUCCAAAGUAGUGUUCGUGUACGACGGUAAACGAUGCAAACGUCCUGGAGGAUCGUCUUGCUCGCGACAGCUGUCUGCGUGGCGUCUGUUUCUUCGGAUUACACCUACGAGGUCCGAUUCUUCGAGACAAAGGUGGACCACUUCGGUUACGCCAACAAUGACACCUACAAGAUGCGCUACCUGUUUGCCGACCAGUACUGGCUCAAGGGAGGGCCCAUAUUUUUCUACACGGGAAACGAAGGCAGCAUCACGACGUUCGCGAACAACACCGGGCUGAUGUGGGAGUGGGCUGAGGAGUUAAAAGCACUGCUGAUUUUUGCCGAGCACCGGUACUACGGUAAAUCGAUGCCGUACGGAGCACGCUCGUUCGAGAGUCCGGCCCAUCUUGGCUAUCUCACAGUGGAGCAGGCGUUGGCCGACUACGCGGAUUUGCUGCGGCACAUACGUGAAACGUUGCCCGGAGCCGGAGACAGCCCAGUGGUUUCGUUCGGAGGUUCUUACGGUGGCAUGCUGGCUGCCUGGUUCCGAAUGAAGUACCCGCACGUGACCGUGGCAGCACUGGCAGCCAGCGCUCCAAUUCUGCAGUUCCAAGGCAUCACCCCCUGCGGCGCCCUGAACGCUGUCGUCACAAAAGCUUUCAGGAAGGAAUCUGAGCUGUGCGUUGAGGCCAUCAGAAAGUCAUGGGACGUCAUCAAAAACAUGUCUUCUACAGCGGAAGGUGCUCAAGCCAUCGACGAACGCUUCCACAUUUGCGGCAACUACACGCCAAGAAACUUCACGAGUCUGCGGGACUGGAUGACUGAUCUGUACGCGAACCUUGCCAUGGUUAACUACCCGUACGACAACAGCUUUCUGGCCCCAGUACCCGGUCACCCAGUCAGGGAGGCCUGCAAGUUCUUGAACAAGACGUUUGAUAACGACGACACACUGUUGGACGGUAUAUACCAGGCAAUAAGCGUCUUUCAAAAUUACACGGGGCAGACACAAUGUAACGACCUCUCCAAGGGUUCGGGAACUUUGGACGCGGAUGGCUGGAACUUUCAGUCCUGCAACGAGAUGGUGAUGCCCAUGUGCAGUGACGGCGUCAACGACAUGUUCUACAAGAACGACUGGGACCUGAACGAGUACCGGAAAAAGUGCGAGAAAGACUUCCACGUCACGCCCGACGUGUACAAGGCUGAGCUCAUGUUUGGCGGCAGGAAUAUUUCAGCGGCGUCCAACAUCAUCUUCAGUAACGGAGACUUGGACCCGUGGUCAGCGGGCGGGGUUCUCAACACCAUCUCGGACAGCGUGAUUGCGAUAUAUAUGGAAGGAGCUGCCCACCACCUAGACUUGCGUGGGUCGAACCCAGCCGACCCGGAAUCCGUCGUCAAUGCGAGGAAGAUCGAGGCGGAAUACAUCGUCAAGUGGAUGAAGGAGGCCUACGGCCACUGAUGUGCCCAUCUGAUAGCCCAUUGUCGUCCAUUCGAAAUACACGGCUUCAUUCGAUGCCCU
Messenger RNA from Dermacentor andersoni, 1643 nucleotides. RefSeq names its product lysosomal Pro-X carboxypeptidase. Gene Ontology annotation, molecular function: dipeptidyl-peptidase activity; serine-type exopeptidase activity. The record is from RefSeq and is a predicted model, not a curated record. Gene Ontology annotation, biological process: proteolysis. NCBI's taxonomy places the organism in Eukaryota, Metazoa, Arthropoda, Arachnida, Ixodida, Ixodidae.